This is a messenger RNA of Periophthalmus magnuspinnatus, 3339 nucleotides long. RefSeq names its product guanine nucleotide-binding protein G(q) subunit alpha. Gene Ontology annotation, molecular function: GTPase activator activity; GTPase activity; G protein-coupled receptor binding. The record is from RefSeq and is a predicted model, not a curated record. NCBI's taxonomy places the organism in Eukaryota, Metazoa, Chordata, Actinopteri, Gobiiformes, Gobiidae. Gene Ontology annotation, cellular component: heterotrimeric G-protein complex. Bases 56 to 1135 code for a protein of 359 amino acids. Gene Ontology annotation, biological process: adenylate cyclase-modulating G protein-coupled receptor signaling pathway; phospholipase C-activating dopamine receptor signaling pathway; action potential. The transcript has 8 exons.
GCAUGCCGCAAACGCGCGUGUGUUUGGUUGGAAAAAGACACGGAAAGACAAUAACAUGACCCUAGAGUCCAUUAUGGCGUGUUGCCUCAGUGAAGAGGCCAAGGAAGCGCGGAGAAUCAACGACGAGAUCGAAAGGCAGCUGCGCAGAGACAAGAGAGACGCACGACGGGAACUCAAACUGUUGCUCCUGGGCACCGGGGAGAGCGGGAAGAGCACCUUCAUCAAACAGAUGCGGAUCAUUCAUGGAGCGGGAUACUCGGACGAGGACAAACGCGGCUUCACCAAACUGGUCUAUCAGAACAUCUUCACCGCGAUGCAGGCCAUGAUCCGCGCCAUGGAGACGCUGAAGAUCCCGUACAAAUACGAGCACAACAAGGCCAAUGCAAACAUCGUGCGGGACGUGGACGUGGAGAAAGUGUCUAUGUUUGAGAAUCCAUACGUCGACGCCAUCAAGAGUCUAUGGAACGACCCGGGGAUCCAAGAGUGCUACGACCGCAGGAGGGAGUACCAGCUCUCAGACUCUACUAAAUAUUACCUGAACGCUCUGGACCGGAUCGCGGAGCCGGCCUACCUGCCCACGCAGCAGGACGUCCUCAGGGUCCGAGUGCCCACCACGGGCAUCAUCGAGUACCCCUUCGACCUGCAGAGCGUCAUAUUCAGGAUGGUGGACGUGGGGGGUCAGAGGUCAGAGAGGAGGAAGUGGAUCCACUGCUUUGAGAACGUCACCUCCAUCAUGUUUUUAGUGGCUCUGAGCGAGUACGACCAAGUGCUGGUGGAGUCCGACAACGAGAACCGCAUGGAGGAGAGUAAAGCUCUAUUCAGGACCAUUAUCACAUACCCCUGGUUCCAGAACUCCUCCGUGAUCCUGUUCCUGAACAAGAAGGACCUGCUGGAGGAGAAGAUCAUGUACUCACACCUGGUGGACUACUUCCCCGAGUACGACGGCCCUCAGCGAGACGCCCAGGCUGCGCGGGAGUUUAUCCUGAAGAUGUUUGUGGACCUAAACCCAGACAGUGACAAAAUCAUCUACUCCCACUUCACCUGCGCCACCGACACUGAAAACAUCCGCUUUGUGUUCGCCGCGGUCAAAGACACCAUCCUGCAGCUCAACCUGAAGGAGUACAACCUGGUCUAGACUCAGGCUCCAAACCAAGUCCCGCUCCAGUGGUCCACCAGUGUUCGUUCAUUUGCCGUUUGUUGCUCUGAGGAGCUCGUGAAAAGCUUUGGGGAGAUUUUGUGGUUUAAAUACACAGCUCUGACCCUCUCCUUUUGGGGUUUUGAAGUUACGUUUGGGAUUACUUUCUCAUGGAGGGACUCGUGAGUGGAACAUCUGGCUCCUCCUCCUCUUUUUUAUAAGUCCUUCCUGUGUACCAACUCCCCCUGAUGGACAGAAGUCGCUAAUUACUCGGCAUAAACUGUGAUUUUUAAAUUAUUUCUUAAUGAUUUCUUCUUGAUUCAGUCAUUGAUUCAUUUCUGAACUUUGGUACAUCUGUUUUGCGGCGCCUCGAAGCACAGCUGAGGUGAAACUAUCUUAGGAAUAAGAGUCCAACACUAAAACUAGCUUUCACAGGAGCGCUAGUGCUAACUGCUAACUGAAAGGCAGUGUUUAUUUAUGAACAGUGCUGUACAAUUGUUUAACUGUGCCACAUAUUGCUUUUUAUUCUGGUAGUAUGUAUAUUUAUUGCCAAAACCAAAAUGUCAGACUCCACUUUUGCGCUGUUUAUGACAAAGUAUUUACGAGAAACAUGCAGGGCUAGCCAACCGCUAACAGUGAUUUUUACGUUCCACUUGAAGGCUCUAUCCAAGCGAUGUACAAUUUUUAAGUAUUUGCAAAAAGGUAUUUUAUCCAACGACUCGACCGUCGAAUCAACCCCUCCCGUCCUUUUUCUGAAAACACUAACGCUAAAGAUGCACUAUGUAACUUUUCUGGUGGAGCUGCAGAUGUUAUUGCUUUGUUUUUGGUGUUAAAAAAAUCCAUUGAAAAUCAUGCUCUCCACAGAUCUGACGUGUAACUCGGCCUGGUGGCGUCACCUACUUGUCUCCGUGGAGAUAAAUUCGGUGUCGUACUGUGAAACAUUCUGGGCGGAGCAGGUGGCGCCCCCUUCACUACAAAAGUUACAUAUCGUCCUCUUUGAGUAGAAAUGACGUCACAAUUAUGAAACAAAAUGGGUUGUUUGAGUUUGUACCAAAGUAAGACAGUUAUUACAUUUUGUCACAUUGGCGUAAAAUCGAUUUUUUUACCAUAAAAUCCUGUAAGUUCCGUUUAACUGAGGCAUAGUGCAAUUCUGAACGCUCUAACCAUUGUACAUACAUCUCUAUAUAUACGGCAGCAUCUUGUUGGCUUUGUAAUCACAACUUUUUUGGCAGAUUUGAAUGUGCGGUAUUGAAAAAUAUGUAUCUGUGUAACUGUACUGUAUGUCUAACGGAGAAUUCAUUUUUGAAAGACGGAAAUGUUAUUGUUUUAUUUCCCUUUUUUAAGAGGAGAAUGUAAAUUUUGUGUACAUUUUUUUUUUUUUUUUCAAAUUUUUAUUUCACAGCAAAGGAAUCAGAAUUCAAAAGUGCAAAAUGGCAACUAGAAUUAUAAUGUUAACCACACUGAAGUAUGCCAGUAUAGUGUCCUGUUUUGUUAAAUGGAUUUUUAUAUGAAAGUCAUUACAAAGUGAAUCCAAUGGACAGGGCUAUUGUAGUGUUGUACUUGUAAACAUAUUGUUUUUUAUUACACGCUUUAUUAAUGCUUUGCUGGAGCACUGCACAUUUUGUACCUGCCCCACACUCUGCCAUUUUAGACCAGUUUGAAACAUCUGUGCCAGAAGAAAACCCAAAAGUGCAGCUGCGACAAGUUAAGAACAGAUGAGCCACUGAGACGAGAAAAAACACUGUUCUAGAUCGGUUAAAAUGACUUGAAAUCCACAUCACACAUUUGUCCUGGUUUGGUCCAUUUUAGUCCUGAUGAAGACCAAGGGAAGGUCCUGGUCUAGUCCAGGUUUAGUUCUGGUCUAGUCCUGGUCUAGUCCAGGUUUAGUUCUGGUCUAGUCUAGGUUUAGUCCUGGUCUAGUCCUGGUUUAGUCCUGGUCUAGUCCUGGUUUAGUUCUGUGAUGGAGUCUUAGUUUCAGUAUUUUUCUCAGUUUAUUUUAUUUCUGGACCUUGAAUAUUUGACUUAUUUCGUUGUUUCUGACGUGUUUCUUUAAAUUACUCAAACACUUUUAUUAUUUAAAGGUAAAUUUUGACCAAAUUCGAUAAAAAAAUGGUCAGAUUGAAUUUUCCUUCACUUCGGCCUCUGUCCUUCGUCCCACUAUUUCUACAAUGUGACGUCACGUAUGUUGAAAAAAACUUAAACAA